Trichoderma citrinoviride is the source of this 1400-nucleotide messenger RNA. RefSeq lists its product as hypothetical. The record is from RefSeq and is a predicted model, not a curated record. The transcript has a single exon. Lineage: Eukaryota; Fungi; Ascomycota; Sordariomycetes; Hypocreales; Hypocreaceae. The annotation marks the transcript as partial.
CUCUUCUGUCCAGCUCAUCGGUUGCUGCAGCCUGCAUAUCGUUAGGUAGGUAUAUUCCUGCGGUCACUCUCGACACGGGGAUCCAUCUACACAUAUAAGGACUCUAGCAACGUACCCAUCAGGGCCUUUCGACGCCAAGGGAACCAACAGCCACGCGCCGUGACCCGGUCUGGUCUGGUCUGGUCUGGUCUGGUCAUCUUGUACUCUCUCUCUCUCUCUGUUUUACGACAACAGCAACAACAUCGACGACGACAGCAUCAUCCGGUGUUGUCUUUGUUGUUGUAGUGACAAGAGUUACUCAACACCCCCCUCACACAAUCAGAUCGGCUUCCUUCUCAAUCUCUUCACAUGUCCCUGGAUGUCGACUUUUAUCCCACAGACUUCUACUUCGACUUUCAUCCCGAAGGCCCUCGUUACCAAUACUGGCGUCGACAAUUCCUCAACAUACAAGACAGAGCCAGACCCCCCGGCGAACGUGAACGCAGCAUCUCCCCCACAGACUCAGAACCUGACCUCUACCCCCCUCCCGAGACCCCAUCUCCCCCAUCGAGCAUUGCCACCAUGGACCUCGAGAUUCUGGACAUGGGCAGAAGAACCACCGCCGAGGAUGAGGAUGAGGAGCCCGUUCACACGCCCCCCCGGCGCCGCACAAGGAGUGUUGAGCCCUCCGCCACUCGGCUCUCCUACUACACGCCCUCGAACCGUUGGAUGCAGAACCCUCAUUAUCCUCGCUCGGUCAUGAACACGCCGGCGUUCGAGAAUGUCCCGACACCCCAUGCCAUAGCCGCCCGUAGGGCCCUCGACCAGCGCCGCCUGGCCAUGUUCACGCCUGGACGCAGCCGCCGCCAGAGCUUCCGGGAGCAGAGGGAAACGCCCAUGCUUAUUCUACGCAACCUUGGCCGCGCCCUAGCGCCGACCAGCAACGUGAUUGACUCAUCGUCGUCUCCGGAUAAGACCUCGCCUGAUGGCAACGACGGCGGCAACAAUAAUGGAGAGGCCCGUGGUAGUGGGAGCGGCAGGUCUCGACGUGGCGACGACGACGACGACGACGACGACGACGACGAGCUGCCCAUUGACAGGCCUCGCUUGUCUUUGCCCCUGGACGAGGGUUCCUCGGAUGACUUGCAGCCCCCGCAGUCGUCAAUUCUCGACGAAGGCAACAUGACUGUCCAGUCGGUGGAGUUGCCUCGUCGGGCUACCAGCGAGGGCCCCCUUAGCCUCAGAGGAAGCCUCAGCUAUUUUCCUGGCAUUAGCGACGACGUCUUAUGGGACGACCCCUCUCGAGAGCACACGGUGUUGGAUUCUUUCGGUAGAACCAUCCGCAUUUCUCCUCAAAGGCUCGGGGAUCCAAACAUUGCGGAUUUGCGGUACGUGCCCACUACUUCUCUUCCUCUGCAACC